Messenger RNA from Pelobates fuscus (common spadefoot toad), 2827 nucleotides. RefSeq names its product dynein regulatory complex subunit 7 (gene DRC7). The record is from RefSeq and is a predicted model, not a curated record. Lineage: Eukaryota; Metazoa; Chordata; Amphibia; Anura; Pelobatidae. The transcript is spliced from 18 exons. Gene Ontology annotation, cellular component: motile cilium. Gene Ontology annotation, biological process: flagellated sperm motility. The coding region runs from base 140 to 2698 and encodes 852 amino acids.
CAGGAGCCCCUUCCCCAACCACACGAAGGGCAAUCAGAACCUGAACAGCUAGUGUGAUAGAAAGACUUACCUGAGCUACGAGACACAACUGACUUACCUGUGUAGAGCUCACCAUAUUAAUGAAGCUGAAGCAACAGAAAUGGAUCAAGAGCUGCAUCACGGAAACAUGAAGGAGAACAUACUAACAGAGCGUGAUCUCCACCGGACACCGGAACACGGGGAGAUUAGAGAGAACAUACUAACAGAGCGUGAUCUCCACGAGAUGCAGGAAUAUAUAUCAAAAUUUGAGACGACAGAAGCCGAAAGCAUCAGAGAGUGUUUGGAUCAGUUUCCUGCCUCCUAUACAUCUAACUCUACCAAGGAACAGCUUUUGCUGAGUUUAGCUGAGAAUUUCUGGCGUCAGUACUCGUAUCUGUAUCCAGACCGGCAACCUUUGUUUUUAAAUCCCAGAAAUGAGUGUGACAUCGAGAAGUUUGUCUGCACCACUUUACGUCCCACACUCAUUCCAUAUCCAGAACUGUAUAACUGGGCCGAAUGUGCGUGCUUUGUGUCUGAAUAUCUGACGAUGCAGCCUCUGGACCCCCCGCAUGACCUGCCUCACAGUCUAUUCUCCUCCAACACAGUUCUGCAAAAGCAGCAGGGGAACUGCUUCGAUUUCAGUGUCUUGCUGUGUUCCCUACUUCUGGGAGCUGGGUAUGAUGCCUACUGUGUCAGUGGGUAUGCGACUAAGGAGAUGUGUGUGAUGGAUGAGUCCAGAGAGGUCUGCCCUUUGCUUUUAAAGCAGAAAGAGAGUCUUGGGGAGAUCUCUGUGAAGCACACCAAAAAGUACAGUGUGAAACCUCCACGGCAAUUCAUCAGUAAGUUUGAGGUGGAGCAGGAAUCCAAGCGAGAGGAGCAAAUCCAUUUAGCACAGCAAAAACAGCAGGAGGAGGAAAAACAGCGCCUAAAGGAAGCAGAAAAACCCGUCUCAGAUCCUCUCUAUGGCCGCCGGAUACAUUGCUGGGUUCUAGUGUUGUCUGGAAAGCGCGAAGUCCCAGAGAACCUCUUUAUCGACUCAUUCACAGGAAAAAGCUUUGACACCAAAGAUGAUCACUUCCUGGGUAUUGAAAGUGUGUGGAAUCAUGAAAACUACUGGGUCAACAUGCAAGACUGUCGCAACGGGUGCAAGGACAUGACCUUCGAUUUGGGAGACCCUGCGUGCUGGGAAUUCUUCCUGCAGGGAAGCUCCAAACCACAGCUGCUGAUUCCUGACGCGGAGGAUGAGGAGGAUGGAAAUGAUGUGGAUCAAGAUGGAAGUCCCAUGCCAGAGAUGCUGCCAUCUUGGGUUUUGCCCAUUGUGAUAACCCCGAAAGAGUUUGAGACUCGCUGUCCCCAGGGUAAGAAAGUACUGCAAUACAGGAAAGCAAAGCUUGAGAAGUGGGCCCCGUUCAUGGAGAAGAAUGGACAGGUUUCCCGUCUAACUCUUUAUCUGGACACAAAUUGUUCUCAAGAGGUGGAGAUCAAAGACUGGUUCGAACACAGACAGGACAAGUUGCACCUGAAGCACCAUAACAAACAGACUGGGAUCACCAGCGAAUACUUCUCGCCCGGCCGUGCUGAUGCUCUGAAAGUUCAUGUGUACCGGUCCCUGGCACCGGAAACAGAACGCAGCAUGGUGUUUUACAGCGAGUCUCGCCUGGAUGGUUUGCAGACAAGAGAUGAGAAGCCCAGGGAAAUGACAGAGACCUUCCAAGGCCGAUUAGACCUUCUGUAUUAUAGGCACACUCAGUUCGGGAAAAAACCUAAGAAGGUGGCAAUAGCUGGAGGACCAACUGAGACCAAUCCAAGACCAAUUCUGAAAAUCAUGGAGCGUUUCCAUAGGAACACAGAAAAAGCAGCCAAUGAGGAUGUAGCCGAGCGAAUUUUUCUAAUCCGCGAGAAUCGAAUCCAGUUGCAAUGUCACCGGGAGAAUGAUCAUAUCAUCACCUCCUUCUGGGAGUUCCUAAAACCAUCCAACUUAGGGGAGAAGGGCACCCAUGUCAUACUGACCCCCGAAACUGCCCUUUCCUUUCAGGCAAAAAAUUGUGAAAGAUUCAAUAAGCAGCUGUAUGUGUAUGAACGUCUUGUCAGCCUGCAGCAAGAAGAGAUGAUCGUGAAAAAAGUGGUCCGGAACUCUGAGGCAGAGGUUCUGGAAAUCCUCUCUGUUCGCAGUCAGGAAGAAGCAGAUCCUCAGUUUGCCAUUUCCAUUUAUGACAUUGAAAGAAAUGUGAAGAGCAAGGAGCAGCAAGAGGCCAGGAAGCGUGCUCUUCGAGAAGAAGAGGAACAGAAUGACAAUAUGGAUUACCUGGCACCGUUCCUUGCCCAGUUUAAAGACCCGGUGAAGAAGCUGACCCGAGCUCAGGCACAGCAGGUGAAGGAGGACUGUCUAAAUGACCUAAAGCAGAGGCAGAUUGAGAAAGCCAACCUCAUACAAGCUCGAUUUGAGAAGGAAACACAGGAGCUGCAGAAGAAGCAGCAGUGGUACCAACAGAACCAGGUGUCGAUGAGUAGGGAGGACGAGGAAAGUUACGUGGAAUACUGUUCGGAAGCCAUGUUCCGCAUACAGAUACUAGACAAACGACUGAACAGGCACAAGGAACUUGCUCCGCAGAAAUACCUGGCUCUGGAGGACCAGCUGAGUAAGGACCCUCGGCUGACGGAGCUGUUCCUCGCCCUGUGAGACUGCACCGUUUCAUUCACCAUUUUAAUGGAAAUUCUUCCUCAUUGUAAUGUGACUCCUCCUCCGAGGUUAAAAAAUACCUGAAUCUCAAAUAUAUUCUGCUUUCAUUAAUAAAUGGGACAGUGUGCU